Molecule: messenger RNA, 477 nt
Organism: Strongylus vulgaris
Lineage: Eukaryota; Metazoa; Nematoda; Chromadorea; Rhabditida; Strongylidae
Source: the annotation of a GenBank genome assembly
AUGAGUAGCGAAAUGAUGCAAAUGUUUAGCGUAAUGGAUGGUCUUUUUAACUUCCGACCAUCGGUUCGGCCUGUUCCAGUUGAUGUACAUAUCCAAGGAUUUCCUGGACAGCAUUACUGCCCCCGAAUGGCGCUAAUGAAUAAACCAGCUUUUAAAGCCAUCAUCUCGUAUUCGCCACUGAAACCAGUCCUUGUAUUUGUUGCCUCCCGAAGACAAACUCGACUUACUGCUAUGGCGUUUAUAAGCCAUUUGGUGGCAGAAAGCGAUCCAAGGCAAUGGCUUCACAUCGAUAUGGCUGAGCUGGAGGUUUUGCUGCAGUCGGUAAAAGAUGAGAAUCUGAAGCUUACACUUCCAUUUGGUAUCGGUAUGCAUCAUGCUGGUUUAACUCCACAUGAAAGAGCGAUAGUUGAGCAGGUGGAUGUGCUACAAAUGAUGGGACGCGCGGGACGACCGCAAUAUGAUACAAGCGCAGUAGCU